AGUUCCCAAUAUGUCUUCCCCCUUAAACACUAGUUGAUAAUUUGUAUAACACAAAUAUUAUACACAUACAGUAGGUCUCCCUAUACAUUAGAGUUCAAGAUUGAUAUUUUAGUCUUGUUAGAGAUGUGGGGACAUUUCCAGGUUGGUUUUAGGUUUUUCUAUUCAGUAGAAUCUAAGUACUUUAAACUCAAUUUCAACACAAGAACACGCUAAAAAGCAUUUCGUCUAUUCAAUUCUCGUUUCAUUCACAAACAAAUCUUGCAACGGGUCAUUGUAAGGGGGAAUCACUUUGGAAUCUUACAUGACCAGAUAACCACAUGGAUAGCUCUAGGAAGUAAUGAUCUUCCGUUCUAGGGAGACAUCUCUAAUUUAUAAGAUAAGAAGAAUAAUUAUAUUGGAUAAAUGCCAAAGUACAUCGCCUUAAGUCGCCGGAACAAGUUGUUGUCAGGGCUGACAUUGCUUCUUGUCUGUGUCGUCUGGUACGUUUACCCCGGGAGUGACCCAGACUCAGGAUUACAAAUCUUACAGAUUCAAAGCCGUUCGCCCAGCAGACGUGACCUUGCCGUCAUUUUAAACCAUUUCAUCAGAGACUCGGGCAAAAAUUUCGGCUUCCUUGGCGACAAUGUCGACAAGCUGUUUCCUGUCUUCGAGCAGCUGGAUAACGACACGCUGGUAGUCAAGCAGACGAUUGUAUCUUUCCUGGCUCAGCCAAUCAUCAACGAUCAUGCAUUUACCUAUUUGCACAACCCUCACCGCGCAUGCGCAGGUCGUGACCUUGACAUUCUUUUUGUGAUUCCUUCGUCUCCUGAUAAUUUUGAGAAGCGGAGCAUCCUACGAACAGGAAACUACGGCGAAUAUGUCCGGAACGUAGACAACAAGGCCAAGCUUUUGUUUUUCAUCGGAAAGCCGAGCACCAUGGAGAUUCAAAAUAAAAUCGAUACCGAAUCGAACACAUAUGACGACAUCGUUCAGGAAUCGUUCGACGAUAUCUAUAAAAACAUACGCUACAAAGCGGUAUCGAUGCUGAAAUGGGCCAGCACGUUUUGCCAGCAGACGUCGUACGUUAUACGAAACGAUGACGACAUACAAGUGGACCUGUCAGCGGUGGUCAAGGCCGUGAAACGAAGCCAUUCCAAAUAUGCCAAUUUUGUUUUAGGGCGGGUCCGUCUUAACGACGUGCCUUGCAGAAACGCGUCGGCGAAGGCUUAUUUGUCCAAAGAGGACUAUCCCGACGCGCAUCUGCCGCCUUUCGCUCUGGGGGGACUUCUAGGGUAUCCGAUAUUGACUGUGGAGCUGCUGUACCAAGCAGCGUUGAGAGUGAAGCCCAUCUGGUUAGAUGACGUGUUCAUUACUGGAAUGUGCGCGCCAAAAGUUGGCGCGAAACUACUGAGCGAUUCUGCUAUGUUGUUUACGCACAAUGGGAAAAUAGCGGAGUGAUACAAUAGUGAAACAGUAGGCAGACAUUUAACUUUCAAAUCAGGAACCGGACUACAUGGGGUCAUAGGAGUAUUAUAAGAUACGCUACAAAGCAGUCAUCUGUGUCCAUGGGAGGACAACCAAGGAGGAACAAAGCCUUUGAAAGGGAAAUAAACGCUCAAAAAAACAAAACAAAACCUAGCUGAAAAUGCAUUUCACGAAAUCAAUGGCUUUACAACAUGAAAUAGAGAAUUUCUAAGGCAAAGCUACUUUUUCUAGUACUUCAACGCUUUAACAAAUAUGUGCCUGGAAAUGUGAGAAACCUGCUUUUUGUUUAUGUUUGGGAACAAUGCCUCUCUUGGAGUCACAGGAUAUUCUGUUUAUCUCCACUAUUCAUCAGCAAAAAUACUUUCGUCGACGAAAACGUGUGGAAACUUUAAUGCUCCAGUCGAUGUAAAAUAGAUAUUAAGAUAUUAAGAAAGUUUAAGUAUCAGGUUUGGUUUAGACUGCCUUGAUUAUAUACACAUUCUUAUUAUCUCAGUUCGCUGAUAUGUUCUAGUGAGUUUAAACCACAAAGUGUAAGAAUUGAAUUCGAUUGAUGGAUAAAUGUAAUUGGAUUAAACGACGGACAUUUUCAUCCUAAAUUCAAUGCCGGCCAAUCAGAUGAUGACCCCAUUUCCUCUCAACGCAGCCCGCCAUGACACACUCUCAACAGUCCCAACACCUGCUUAGCUUAGUCAAUAUGUUGAUGCUUUGGGCCCACACUAGGAUAAAGAACUGGUCAUCCAGAGAUCUCUGGACAUAACAAAACUAGCCAGUUUUGAACGAAAGCACUGAAGGAGAAAGACGAAAUCAAAGGAGAUAACUCGUAACAUUACAAACAUAGAGUGGCUAAUAUAACAUCUAUAUCACAAAUUGCAAAAAAAAAAACAACAACAAUGUUUUAAUUAAUACAGUAUGAUAGUUUAAACACAAAGUAUUAAUGCGUAGUAUUUAUACCACCGCAAAUGUUCAUCUUUGGCAGGAAAAAAAAAAGGAAUAACUAUUAAAAAGCCUGAUUUGUACACAUUUUACAUUAACUUACUCUACUUGUUUAUUUGUCUGGAGCAAACUUAUGUACACGCUAUAUCUCCCACACCCAUUCCCGGAUCAAUUAUACAUUGUACACUUUUAUUUAUUGUCU
Molecule: messenger RNA, 2599 nt
Organism: Biomphalaria glabrata
Lineage: Eukaryota; Metazoa; Mollusca; Gastropoda; Planorbidae
Product: beta-1,3-galactosyltransferase 1-like
Exons: 3
Coding region: 403-1437 (344 amino acids)
Cellular component (GO): membrane
Molecular function (GO): hexosyltransferase activity
Source: RefSeq, a predicted model, not a curated record